Molecule: messenger RNA, 1853 nt
Organism: Fusarium odoratissimum NRRL 54006
Lineage: Eukaryota; Fungi; Ascomycota; Sordariomycetes; Hypocreales; Nectriaceae
Exons: 1
Coding region: 185-1516 (443 amino acids)
Source: RefSeq, a predicted model, not a curated record
CGCCCACCUAACAGUGUUACCGAAUACUCACGAUCGACCCCUCCUCUGAUUGUACCACUUCCGUUACCAGGAGGAAAUACCCAACUCGACAUCUUCCUCUCGAUAUGCGACAUCAAUAACGCCGGCCACGAUUCAGCUUUACUUAUCAAAGGUACUGCUUGUACCGACUGCGAGUUGACUCCAAAUGGUGCGGAGAUCAACUACGUCAAAUAGACGACUACGCUCCAGCGAGGAGAGUAAGCAUAUACCUCUACUAUACCUGCAUCUGGCACAGCCUCGGGAACAUUCAUAUAUUUUGUCGCGCCUGAAGAAACGACCACCACUGCCCUUCGAGCAACCAACCUCGACUGACGCUACAACUACGACUUAUGAGUCAACGGAGACAACCACGACUGAUUCAACAACUGCCACCGCAACAACGACUAGUGGUGAGAUCAAGAGCACCUCUGCAGAGGCAGCGGUUACAACCAAAACAACAGCUAAGGAACCAACUACUACUGCCGAAAGUACCUCGACAGAAGAGCCAACAACUGCUAGCCAAUCCACUGACACCAACACGUCAACUGAGCUGGGCACUACCGUUGAGGACACAACCACAAGUGACUACUCAUCCACCACCACGGUUGAUGAACUCACGACCAGCUCAACAAAUGUCUCGAUAGUCAGCACCGUUACCACCACCGAUGCCACUGCCGUUGUCACUACAGAUACCGCAUCCACUGUCGCUACUGAUAGCGCGAGCCAACCAACAACUGCAACUCUGAGAGAAUCAACCACUGUCGCGUUGACCAGCAGCACGGUAGUGACUACUUCCGAGGAGUCUGUACUCCAAUCAGAUACAACGACUACCAUGUCGAGCGACUCAAAUACCGCCAGCUGGAGUUCAUCCGAGACAUCUAGUACAUCUUCUGGUUAUUCGAACCAAGCUACAACUUCUCGUGCCUCGUCUUCGAGUGAGACUUCACUCCCACUCUCUUCAACUGAGAUCUCUUCGACCGAAAUUUCUUCCACUGCGGCCGUUUCUCAGGAAACUUCACAGACUCUUACAACCCAUUCUGAACCAUACACCACUUCUACAUCUUCUCUCAUAUUUUCCACUUCUGCAAGCGGUUCCAUCGAUUCGAGCUCCAUUUCCGUUUCAACACCGGCCAGCACCAUCAGUACGGGCUCACAAGGAUCCUCAUCUGCAGGCUCUACAGAGCUAGUUUUUACAAAGCCAAGUUCCAGUCAAACCACGGUGUACUCAGUACCUUACAACUCCGGUAAGCCAGGACAGAGCCUCGGUGAUGCAACGACAGUAACAACCAUCACGUACACUAUUGUCAAUCCUUACAAACCCUCCGAGUUGACGGUCACUGAGUACUGCUCCACUUUGUCGUAUCAACCAUGCACUCGUUGUGCCCACCAGCCAAUUCCCUCGGUUUCCAUGACUACACAAGUCGUUCCUUGCAACGGAUGCGGGAAGCAGGGAGAGAACGAGGUUACUGUUACAGUGCCUUGUGCAGCCGCCACAUAACCGUCCUCUAAUGAUCACCCCUACAAGAAGCCCAAGCUGCCGAAGCCACAAGGUUCCCAUCAGUCGGAAUCUCUAGUUCAGUAUGCCAAGCCAACAUCGGUCGGAAACCACGCUGUGCCUGGCUUCAACGGAACACUCACCACGGCCAUCAGACAUGCUCGACCUACGGCUUACGGCAAUGGAGAUUCUGAUGCACACCACUACAACAAUCCUACUAAUGGUACUCCUGAUCAACAGCAAGAUCACCACGAACCGAGCAGCCCCGAGGUCACCAGCAUGAACUAUGGAAACCCAUCACUUCCUUCCUCCUAUUCAGCUAGCACACCAACCCACCACA